This is a messenger RNA of Caenorhabditis auriculariae, 6463 nucleotides long. Lineage: Eukaryota; Metazoa; Nematoda; Chromadorea; Rhabditida; Rhabditidae. The record is from the annotation of a GenBank genome assembly.
AUGAUAAACUUCGACGAAUGGGACAUGGAGACUCUGAUGAUCGGCUUUUUGGGCGCUGCUUGUGUCCUGGCCGCCUCCGUGUUGUACCUGAUGCGGCUUGAAAGGAAAGGAAACGAAGAAAGAAUGUAAUGGACUUAUAGGACGAAUUCGGAAAAUAUGAUAUUGUUUUAAGAGAUGCCGAGAUGGAAGAGGUGACAGAAGAACUGGAAGAGCCGAUUCCAGCGGGAGAAACGAAGCGACAACGUCAGCAACGACUCAACGAACAGCGGAAAUCGGUUUUAGAGUUUAUUAAUUUAUAAAUUUGACUUAUAAAACUAUUUCAGGGCAAAGAAAAGGCUUACGAUCAUCCGUGGUACGUUACCACGCUGAAAGGUCACACUUCUCCGGUCGUGGAUGUUGAUUUCGCGCCAGAUGGCAAGAAAUUCGUUUCGAUUUCUUCAGAUCGUUCAGUUUUCUUCUGGGAUGUCAGGGUAAUUUUUUCAAGCAAAAUAACUUAAAAAAAAGAAAAAGUUGAGCCGAAAGUGGUGGUCAAGGCAGAUAAUUUUCAGACUCGUGUUCUUUGUAUUUGUAAUUUUUUUGUGAUUUUUUUCUAGCAAGUGGCAAAUUUAUGAAAAAAAUUUAUACAUUUAUUGUUAAAACUGCCUAAAAAGUUAUUUUUGAAGCGAAAAAUUUUUACGAAGCGCUUUUAACCAAUUUCAAGAAUAGUUUUACUUUCCAUGAAAAAGUGUAAUUUCAACUUUUAGGAUUGAAAAAAAUCAGGAUAAGGUGUUCAGAUAAGAAAACGAAAAAAAGAAAAAGCUGAAUAACGAAUAAAAGAUCCAUUAGCCAUGAAAGGUGUAUAAAAGGAGCUUAUCGCACUUUCCAAAGAUUUUUUCGAUUAGUUUUUUUUUUUGAUUUUUAUUUUUUCUUUAAUAUUCUUAUUUUCAAAAAGUUUGUGCAAGGGCCAGCUUUCCAGUCUAUCAGCCCUUUUUAAUCCCGUUCCGGCCCGACCUUAGUAAGGCCUCAAGCAAAACAGCCGACCCCAAAAAACGCCUUUUUCGCAAGUCCAAUAUCGUUUUUUUUUACUACAAAAACAAAGUUUUUGGUUAUUUUUAGUCACUCAAAAUUCAAAAACUGUCAUUUAACAAGUAAAAAUAAUUUUUUAGCACGGGUUGACCCGGGCCAGACCAAGCCUGACUCACAAGCUUGCCAGAAAAAGUCGGAUCUCGGUAACGCCACGGAGUUUCUGAGCCCUUUUAGUGACCACUUUAGCAGCGUCAGAACCCUUAAGGGAUCUCUAGAAUCGCUCAGAAAGGUUCGGUUUGCGUUACCGAGGUGCGAGAGGCUAGAAGGUUACUCACUGAUUUCCCUUGGAGCGCAUUUUGACAAAUAUUUCUCUCCUAAUGAUUUUCAUAUUCUGGCUUUGCUCUCAAAAUGAUUCUGACUUUCUUAAGUGAACACUCCAGAAGCACUAAAACCACUUAAGGGAUCACUGGAUGGCUCAGAGGCCUCAGAAAGCUUUCCUGUUUUUUUUUCCUGUGCUCAAUGAUUUUCUACCACUCUUUUUUCCGAUCAUUCUGUGAACGUGUUAGUUUGUUCAAAAAAAAAGAUUUGGAAACCGUUUUCGGUGUUUUUUUAAAGUCUCUACGCUUCGAGACCUUCUCUAUGCUCCUUUAAACUAUCUAGUAGUCGAUUUUGAUCCGAAUCUAGUUCCUUCAUUAAAAGGGCUAUUUCUUGAUCUAUCCUUUUCAUAAUAUCCUUGAUAGGUCUUUAAAAAUAGGGUUUCGAAAGAUCGCCUGAGGUUUUGGAAUCUUUUCGCCUCGAGACCUUCUCUAUGCUCCUUUAAAUCCGCCAACAAUCGAUUUCAAACAGAGUAUCCUCAAUUUCUUCCUUUCAGGACUUUGAAGAAAGGGAGCACAAAUGCAGCAGGCAGAAGUUGGAUUUCGACACGCCGACUCACGUUUCUUUUGCACCUGACAGCAAAAGCGUCCUUUUCAGCGUUUCCCGUGACAACAAGGUGAUUGCAAACGGCCAAUUAACAGAUUAUACUCCCGGUUUACUAAUGAAACGGCGGGAAAUCUCCUAGUUGGGCUCGAAAAUCCGUUUUUAGAGAAAAAAAAAUGGGGUUUUAGUUAUGAAAUCGGAAUAGAUUUUCGAAAAAAUCCCCAUUUGAUCCAGGAAAAUCCCAAAAAGGCAACGGCGGUUUUUCAAAAUUAAUGUUUUUUUUGAGAAAAUUGGAAAGUAGAGACUAAAGUUGCUUACACGUUCAAAAUAGUCAUAUCAAAUUUUUAAUUAUUUUUUUCAUUUUAGUUAAAAAUUUUUUUACGCCUUUCUGGAAAACUCGGUCCGUUCGGUCACUUUUUUUCAGAGUGGCCAUUUUUUUGAAAAAUUUUGAAAAAUUUUUUAAGCUCUAAAUUGUUUAAGUGUCCAAAAUGCGUAGAAUUCUCAUUUUUUUGGUUAGAUUUUUAGGUUUCGAAGAACCGAAUAUUUGCGGCUCAAAAAUAGAAGAUUUUGUAUUUUUUUCAAUACAUUCAAUGGAAAUCUCUAUAAUUUGAACUGAAAUCGAAAUAAAGUUAAUUAAAAUUUGAGAGCAUUUUUCUGGCUAAAAAUGGAAAAAAAUUAAAAAGGAGAAAAAAAGUGAAUUUUUUUGUGAAAAUAAUGGCCAAAAUUUUUCGAAAAAAACUGACAUUGAAACUCGUAUAUAAUAAAGAAAUAAGUACUUCAAAUCCAUUAACACUUUUAUAAAGCCAAAAAAAACUUUUUCAAUUUUUUUGAAAACUUGGAAAAAAAUGGGCGUCAUAAAAAAAGUGACCAAUGCCAAUUUUUACUCAAGUCAGAUUCUCUAAAAAAAGGAGCCGUCAUAAAUUCAAGGGUUUUUUUCAUAAUAUUCAAAGUCUAUUUUUUUCGUAAAAAAAUACCAAGUGGGACCAUUCAAUAUUUACUGUUUCAAAGAGUCUACAUAAACUUUUUUUUUCUCGAUUCAAAUAAUUGUCUUAAAAUAUGACCGAGAGCCUGAAGAACAUUAAAAAGAUUUCCGGAAACCUUUCUGAAGCUUUGAACGAGCUUUAGGGCUUAAAUCUGGAUCUCUUUCCAAAUUGAGAUUCAAGUCGAUUUUCUAUUCAUGCCAACUUUUAAAAAUCUUGCGGCUACACGUAGAAAUGUUAUGAAAAGUUACAGCUUCAAAGCAAUCUCAUUAUUUUUUUGUUUAUAUUGAUUUGAUUCGAUGGCUCUUAUCUAUGAAAAAAACCUGAAAUAUAUCUUAAGAUUUCAUUCUGAACCUGAACUAUAAUUAAGUUUCAACGUUUGGAUCAGAAGUCUCAAAUCCGAAUUUCAGUGACAUUUUUUCAGUUUUAAGUCUUAUUGGUAUAACAUUUUUAUUCAUACCCCACUCUAAAAUUUUCCUUUUUUUCGCUCCUUAGGGUCCCUAUAGGGGCAUUUUUCAGGGCUCUUGAAGAGUCCCCUCUAGGGACGUUUUUUCAGAAUAUAAGAAUUCGAAAAUUGUAGAAUUUUCUAAAUUUAUGCAAUUUUUUUUCGAAAAGAUUUCAUAAAAAUUAUCUUUAUCUUUUUUUCGGAAAUCCUAGCUGCGCCCGACCCUGAGCGGCUUUUUUUUUUUUGAGAUGACCCCGCACGCAAGUAUAUUUUAGUCCGGCGCAUUGAUAAAAAGAAAUUUCAAGUCGGAAAUCGCAAGAAAACUCCUUCUUUGCCACGUCAAAAAAAUGAAGCGUCAAAAACUGGAGAUGAUCAUCAUCAAAAGUUUCAGCUUGUCGUUUUCAAGCUGACCAAAGGCAAGGCUGGAAAUUGGGCGAUGGUUAAUGCGGAUAUUGACUACCCAAGUAGUCACCCUAAGGACAUUUCUUGCAUCGGGUUCGCUGGAAAUGGUGAAAAAUCACGAAUUUCUGAUCAAAAACGAGGAAAUCUACAGCUAAAUAUGUUAUGAGCGCCUCUCCGGAUACGAAAAUCGCGAUUCACGACAUCCGAGGCGACGUUUUGAAGGUUAUUGAGGCAAAGGUUUGUUCUGAAAAUAGUCAAUAAAAUACAAAAUAAUCAAUAAAAUAAAUUUUUUGUAACUUUUUUUGCAGAAAAUUGACCCAAAUUUGCUGAUUUCAAUGUUUUAGGUCAGAUUUUGGCAAAAGGUUGAACUUGGGGGUUAAAACUUUCAUGGAAAAAAGGAGAUUUUGACCAUAUUUUUUUGCAAUGGAACGGCGUUCAUCUCACUGAAUCUAUAGAUGUUAAAAAAUGUCUUUUUUUCAAAAUUUUUUGCCGAUUUUUAAGGUACUCUCUCAUGUCGGUUUCUGGCAGUUGCAAUGAAAAAGAAAAAAGUUAAGGUUUUUACGAAGAUUAUAUAGAAAUGAUAAGCAAAACGAAGAGAUCUACAGUAACCUCUCUAAAAGAAAAGCAUUGAAGGAAUUCACAAAAUUAAAUUUUUUUUUCUAGACUUGAGAUUUUUCCUCAAAAAUGAUUUUUUCAAAGUUCCUGACCCUAGUUUUUUUGGUACCCUUUACCUUAAAAUUAUUCAAAUCAUCACUUUUUUUCAUCUUUUUAAUAUUCUCAUUCAGUGUUUGAACAGUUGUCUUGUAAAAAAAUAUGGAUGAUACCUGAAAGUAGAGAUGUUUCCAGGUAAGUCAGCUUUACGAUUGCCGCAUUUCCCCAGACGGACGUUUCAUUAGUGCUGCUGGAUUUUCACCCGAUUGUUUCGUUUAUGAGGUUUUGAAAUGAAUAAAAAUGGAAAUUAUAUGAGAAAUUUGUUCAGCCAGUCUUCGGGAAGGACAAGUCUUUCACUGACGCGAAGAAAGUCUUUGCUUUAACGGUGAGAUUUUUUUUGCGAUUUUGAGAGUUGGAUUCAAGUUUUGACGGUGGGGUUUCAAUUUUAGAUGGAAAAAAUUGCCGCUGUGUAGAGCUUUUCAAUGUGAUUUUACUGGUUUUUGCCAUUUUGUGCCCAAAAUCGUUUUUUUCUCUAAAGAUUAUCAUUUUUUAGAGUUUUCUAAUGCGAGUCUAAUAGUAUAUUUGAAGUUCUACGGAAAUCCUCAAUUUUAGAGGGAAUAUUAAAUAAUAGUUCUAUCGAAAAUAAUUUUCAAUUUUUAAAAACAGUUGGCUUGGUCCAAGAAUAGCUCAAUUUUGAAUGAUAUUAUUGAUUUUUUUGCUUUUUAGUACCUAAAAAAAUUGAUCAUUUUGUAGAAUUUUUUUCAUGGCGAUUCCAACGGUAUAUUUGAAGUUGUACGAAAAUACUUACUUUUAGAGCAAUAUUGAUUUAAGUUUCUAAUGAAAAUUUAUUUUUUUAAUUUUUUUAAAAUUCCAGACUAGCUAAAUUUUGGCUCAUUUGACUGAUUUUUUCCAUUUUUUGCUUUUUUGUACCGAACUUGGUUAUUUUACGAGUAUUAUCUUUUUUGAGAAUUUGAAUUAUUUUUGAUUAAUUUUAGGGCCACGGAGCCGGUGUUUUUGCGGCGGCCUUCAACACGGCCUGUACCCGAGCCGUCACAAUUUCUCGCGAUGGCCUUUGGCGCGUUUUCGACACGGAUAUCCGUUAUGUGGCUGGCCAGGACGCGAAAGUCUUGAGACAGUCCGUUUUUUCCCUUCUCUCAAAAUUAUAAAAAAAUUCGUUUUUGCAGAGGCGAAUGGCGGGAAUUUCUGAAUCCCACAUCGAAAAAUGUCAGUUUGGCGUUGAGCCCAAGCGGGGAAUCUUUCGCUGUCGCCGUCGGCAGCACUUUGAAGAUUUUCAGCUCCGAGGACGAAAAAGCCGAUUUUCCAGCAUGUUUCCUCGAAAAAAUUGACCCAAAAUGAAAGAUUUCGGCUUCAGUGACCGACCUCCACACGGCUCCGAUCACUUCGAUCCGAUUCUCGCCCGACGGAAAAUAUAUUGCCACUUGUGGCGAUAAAUUCGUCAGAAUUAUCGAGAAUAUCCCACUUCACCAUAGUAUUGUGGUCAGGUGCAGUCGGGUGGGUUUUUUUUAAGGAGAUUUGAAAAAACCGAGUAAAUUUUUUUCAAGGGACCUUUCAGCAAAAAAUUUUUUUGUCAGAUCAAGAAAAAAACUUGUUCUUUUUGUAGGGGAAAUGAAACAAAAAAGUUACGGAAAAUCGAGUUUUUUUUUCGAGAAUAUUCUCCUCAAGGCACAAGUGUGCUCCAUGGACAAUUUAGUGGAAAACCAUAAAAAAAUCAUAUUUUUGAAAAAUAAGUCAUUUUUUUGUAGCAUUGGAACUUUGAACGUUGAAAAAAAUAAGCUUGAAAAAAAUUACUUUUCCCGAAGAAAUCUGCUGAUUUUUAAAUGUUGAAAAUAGGGGAAAAAAAAUAUUGCAAAUUUAACCAUGGAGCGCACUUGAUUUUUCCGACGUAACCAGAAGUUUUUUUCUGAGCUCAAUUUUAAUGUUUUUUUAUACAAUUUUUUAUCUCCAGGAGCUCCCGGAAGUCACAAACGAUGGCGCGAAGCGUCGACUCAAAGAGCAAAUCGAAGAAGCUCAAGCGGAGCUCAAAAAGUACGGCCUCGCUUAA